CGGGUUUUCUGAGGUUCGGCUAACGAACACGUGCCCGAGAUACGUUUUCAAGUUUUACGUAUAAAUAAUUAUGGGAAAGGGACGCCGGCACAAGCCGAAGAAAAACUUCGCAGAGAAACGUCGUGAAAAGCAAAAGAACAGGGACGAAUGGGACAAAAUACCACAUCGUAGUUAUGCCAAUAUCAUCAGGGAGAACAAAGACUUUGAGAAGUACUAUAAAACUCAACAAAUAAUUCAAGAUGACGAGUGGGAUGCAUUUAUCGGUACCAUGAGGGAGAAUCUUCCUGUGGCAUUUAGAAUUACUGGCUCCAAAGCAGAAGCGAAAGCACUGCUGGAAAUUAUUAAAGGGGAUUUUUUCAAAGAAAUUUUAAACACGAAAGAGACCAAAGACGGUGACCAGUCAACCGAGGUGAGAAUAGAGCCUCGGUGUUUGCCAUUUUACCCGGAAGACCUUGCAUGGCAGUUACAGCUUACUCGAAAGGAUAUCAGAAGAUCGGAAGCUUAUUUCAGGCUUCAUAAUUUUUUAAUAGCUGAGACUAACAGUGGAAGUAUUAGCCGGCAAGAAGUGGUCAGCAUGAUCCCUCCGAUUCUCCUGGAUGUUAAACCUUGGCACAAGGUCCUUGACAUGUGUGCUGCUCCUGGAUCAAAGACUGCACAAUUAAUUGAAAUGAUACAUGCAGAAGAGAAACAUGUACCUCCUGAUGGCUUCGUAAUUGCUAAUGAUCUCGACAAUAAUCGCUGUUAUAUGCUGGUUCAUCAAGCUAAACGUUUAAAUAGUCCAAAUAUUCUCAUUACAAAUCACGAUUCAUCCGUUAUGCCUAAUUUUGACAUUACCAACUCUGAUGGUACCAAAGGUACUUUAAAGUUUGAUAGAAUAUUGGCCGAUGUUCCAUGCAGCGGUGAUGGGACAAUGCGGAAAAAUCCCGACAUAUGGUGCAAGUGGAGCGCAGCAAAUGGAAAUAAUCUCCAUGGGAUUCAAUACAGAAUAGCAAAACGUGGUUUGGAGUUGCUCGCCGUUGGAGGAAGAAUGGUGUACUCGACGUGUUCUUUGAAUCCUGUUGAAAAUGAAGGUGUACUUCAUAGAUUACUAGAAGAAACAAAUGGGUCAGUUUGCCUUAGGGACUGUAGGGAUUUAGUGCCAGGUCUUAAAUGUAACCCAGGUGUCAGUCACUGGUUACCUGCGUCAAAAGAUCUGCAAUUCUACAAUUCAUGGGAGGAAGUGCCCGAUCAGUGGCAAACGCAAAUUCGGCCUAAAAUGUUUCCUCCGAAUCCGGCGGAUGCCUCCAAGCUUCAUUUAGAACGAAGUAUGAGGAUAUUACCACAUCAUCAAGAUACAGGUGGUUUCUUUAUAGCAGUCUUAGAAAAAAUUAUGCCAUUGCCUUGGGAAAAGGAAUCGAGUAUAGUGGAUGUUAAACCAAACAAGUCACUUGAAGGAGAUGAAAAAGAGGAAUUGAAUCUUGAGGAGGAAGCGGAAGCAGAAAUAGAAAAAAGGAAGGAAUCACAGGAUGGCAAACGACCUCUAAUAGAUGAAAACAAGCCACGGCGGAAACGUAAGAGAAUGAUUGGUUAUCGAGAAGAUCCUUUUGUUUUUUUUAAAGAUGACAAGGAGGAUGUGUGGCCAUCAAUCAAAGAUUUUUAUGAAAUACAAGAUGACCUGGAUCCUCGAUGUCUUCUAGUAAGAUGUCAUGAGGGUAAAAAGAAAAAUAUCUACUUUACAUCGCAAGCAAUUCGUGACAUUGUGUUGUUGAACGAAAGUAAGGUGAAAAUUAUUAAUACUGGAGUGAAAACCUUUGUCCGUUGUGACAAUAAAAACAUGAAGUGCGCAUUCAGACUUGCUCAGGAAGGAAUGCACAGUAUAUUUCAUUAUAUCGGAGACAGUAGAAAGGUUCGCAUCUCCAGGGAAGACUUGGUUAUGCUUCUUCAGAGCAGUGACCCACAAACUCCACCGGAAAUUGUUCACUUGAGCGUGGGGACACAAAAUCUGCUGAAAGAUGUUGCUAUCGGUAGUUGUAUUCUUCUAUACAAUGAGGAAAAAACGAGUAGUCCGUAUCCAUUGAAUUUUGAACUCGUGGGUUGGAGAGGAACGAUGUCACUAAGAGCUUACGUUCCUGUUCACGACGCUAUUCAUUAUUUAAGACUUUUAGGAGCUGACUGCUCAAAGUUUGAAAGAAAUAAAUUCAAGGAAGAUAAGCAUGCUAUGACAUCCGGGGAAAAUACUGAGAUGAACGAACAAGACGAUUUGACAAAAAAUUGUUCCGAUGUUGACGAUAAAUCAGUGGACGUGAAAACAGAGAACCUGGAGGAAACUAUUUAAUAAACGAUUGAUACAGAUUAUACUUGAGAUCCGAUAUCCAUUUAACAAGUUAUAAUGAUCUAAAUAUGUAUCGUAUCAGAGGACGUCACGAACAAAAAACGGAGCCCGACGAAAUGUACGGGAUACUAAGACGACAAUAAAAAUUUGUUACCGACGCCCUCAGAUAUCAAUGGGGAACAAUAAAGAUGAUAUAAAAUC
Molecule: messenger RNA, 2512 nt
Organism: Orussus abietinus
Lineage: Eukaryota; Metazoa; Arthropoda; Insecta; Hymenoptera; Orussidae
Gene: Nsun2
Product: tRNA (cytosine(34)-C(5))-methyltransferase
Exons: 12
Coding region: 71-2314 (747 amino acids)
Biological process (GO): tRNA methylation
Cellular component (GO): cytoplasm; nucleus
Molecular function (GO): tRNA (cytidine-N5)-methyltransferase activity; tRNA binding
Source: RefSeq, a predicted model, not a curated record